This is a messenger RNA of Gaeumannomyces tritici R3-111a-1, 396 nucleotides long. RefSeq names its product dihydrodipicolinate synthase. The transcript has a single exon. Gene Ontology annotation, molecular function: 4-hydroxy-tetrahydrodipicolinate synthase activity. The record is from RefSeq and is a predicted model, not a curated record. The coding region runs from base 1 to 396 and encodes 131 amino acids. Lineage: Eukaryota; Fungi; Ascomycota; Sordariomycetes; Magnaporthales; Magnaporthaceae.
AUGAAGCGCUGGGACACUGAGAUCCCCGUCAUCCGCCGCGAGAGGCCAGAGCUGCAGAUCCUGAGCUGCCACGACGAGUACCUGCUGCACACUGCUUUCGACGUCGACGGCUUCCUGGUCGGCUACGGCUGCAUCGCGCCCGAGCCGCUGCUGGAGAUGAUUGCGGCCGGCAAGAAGAAGGACUACGUCAAGGCGCGCGAGGUGCACGACCGCCUUCUGCCCAUCACCAAGAACGUCUACCACCGGGGCUCGCACAUGGAGGGCACUGUGGCGCUCAAGCACGCGGGGAUCUUGGAGCACGCAACCGUGAGGUCGCCGCUGCUGCCGCUAGCCGAGGGUGCAGGAGCCGAGAUUUACGCGGCCAUUGCAUCGGCAAGUUUGAAGAAGGUGGCAUAG